Messenger RNA from Xiphophorus maculatus (southern platyfish), 2427 nucleotides. It is a transcript of the gene tgfbr2b, whose product is annotated as TGF-beta receptor type-2-like. The record is from RefSeq and is a predicted model, not a curated record. NCBI's taxonomy places the organism in Eukaryota, Metazoa, Chordata, Actinopteri, Cyprinodontiformes, Poeciliidae. Gene Ontology annotation, biological process: cellular response to growth factor stimulus; heart development; transforming growth factor beta receptor signaling pathway. The coding region runs from base 369 to 2018 and encodes 549 amino acids. Gene Ontology annotation, cellular component: signaling receptor complex; plasma membrane. Gene Ontology annotation, molecular function: transforming growth factor beta binding; ATP binding; type I transforming growth factor beta receptor binding. The transcript has 11 exons.
AAAAACUACAACAGGCCAGAUUUGGCCCCUGGGCCUUGAGUUUGAAACCUGUGCUGUAGAGGAAAGAUGUCAUAUUGCAAUGAAGCUAAACGAUGCAGCGGAGCUCUUAGGACGAUCGGCUCCGGUGAUGAGCUGGUUUCUGCUGGAACUGUCUGAAAGCCUCCAGACAGUCAUGUGGAGUCGGUGACUCUGCAGGUCUGAGCCAUCUGUAGAAUCAGCCAUGUGCCUGGAAGUCUGUGAAAACCAUAUGAGUCAUUUGGUGGGUUAAUUCUGUUCACACCUCCGUUCCACAACAUGGCCUGCAGUCACUUUUUUUGAUCCAUGAAAGGAGUUGUCACUCCCCACCUCUUACUGAAGGUAUACCAGGCAUGUCCAUGUACCCCAUCAGUCGGCUGUGUAAGUUCUGUGACCGACAGAGUUCCUCCUGCAAUGGCACAGAGAGCUGCAUGUCCCACUGCUCCAUUACGUCUGUCUGUGAUUCGCGUGAAGAGGUCUGUGUUGCUAUAUGGAUAAAGAAUGAGACCAGCUUCACCGUGGAGACCCUUUGCCACAACCCGUCCGUGUUGCUGUACGGCAUCAUGCUGGACGACUACAACAGCUCCAGCUGUGUGAUGAAGGAGAAGAACUCCACCAGCGGGAUGGUGCACGUCUGCUCCUGCACAGAAGAAGAGUGUAAUGACAAAAUGGUGUUCGUUCCCAAAGCAAAAGAUCAAGCCGUGGGCGAUUCCCUCAUCUCUAUUAUUCUGGUGAGCCUGCUUCCCCUUAUUGUGAUGGGAGUCUUGGUUGCCGCGGUGAUCCACUGGUACUGCGUCAAUCGGCGGCGCCAUCUUAGCAAAAAGUGGGAGAGCAACGUUAAAAUGCGUAAGCCUAAAGCCGGCGGGUUGGACUGCAGAGACGCCUGCGCCUUCAUGGCGGAUGACGACGGCUCUGACAGCAGCUCCAUUCACGCCAACAACCUGAAUCACAACACCGAACCCCUGCCUAUAGAGCUGGAUCUGCUGGUGGGUAAGGGCCGCUUCGCUCAGGUGUACAAGGCAAAGCUGAAGCAGAGCAGCUCAGCUCAGUUUGAAACCGUGGCUGUGAAGAUCUUCCCCUCUGAGGAGUACGCAUCCUGGAAGAACGAGAAGGACAUCUUUUCCAACAAGGACCUCAGACACGAGAACGUUCUCCACUUCCUGACAGCUGAGGAGAGGAAGGCAGAGAAACAGUACUGGCUCAUCACAGCUUUCCACCCCUGUGGGAACCUCCAGGAGUAUCUGACGCGCCACGUGAUCAGCUGGGAGGAACUGCAGGCGUUGAGCAGCUCUCUGGCCCGCGGAGUUGCCCACCUUCACAGCGACCGGCUCACAAGUGGACGGCCCAAGGUGCCCAUAGUUCACAGAGACCUAAAGAGCUCCAACGUGCUGGUGAAGAAAGACCUGACCUGCUGCAUAUGUGACUUUGGCCUGGCGCUCUGUCUGGACAGCAGCCUGUCAGUGGAUGAUCUCGCCAACAGCGGCCAGGUGGGUACGGCGCGCUACAUGGCCCCCGAGGUCCUGGAGGCCCGGCUCGAUCUGGAGAACAUCGAGUCCUUCAAGCAGACCGACAUUUACUCCAUGGCUCUGGUCCUGUGGGAAAUGACAUCAAGAUGCAAAACCAUAGGAGAGGUGAAGGACUAUGAGCCAGCGUUCGGCUCCAAGGUGCGACAGCACCCCUAUGUGGAGAGCAUGAAGGACAACGACAGACCCGACAUCCCCGACAGCUGGCUCCGGCAUCAGGGCAUUUUGGCUAUCUGCACCACUAUCAAGGAAUGCUGGGACCACGACCCGGAGGCCCGUCUCACGGCCCACUGCGUGGCCGAGCGACUCUCUGAGAUCGAGGAGGAGCUGGACAAGCUGUCGAGCCGCAGCUCCUCGGCUGAGAAGAUCCGAUACGAGGUGCACAUCCCCGUCGCCAUGGAGAUCCCAGAGGAGGAGGUGAAGAUCUCUGAAAUCCAGAACAUCAUAGCUGCGGACUGCUCUGUGAGCGACAAGAAGUGAGGCGGGGAUCUGCGGACUCCUUCAGGGGCCUUCCGGUCCAGGUUAGCACGGCGGACGAUGAUGACGGUGGUGGUGAUGAAGAGCGGAGCUCUGGCGGGACUCCAACCACAGCUGGAGUCUGAGGCAUCGUGUUGUGUUCAGCUUUGGCUCAGCCCUGGUGAACUUUAUGGUUUUCACGACUUCUAGAAUGUUACAACAUGUUGAAAAGCUACAGAUCCAAAAAACAAAAUAAAAUAAAAAUAAUAAAUAACAAAAAAGCCAAUUUCACAGGAGAAUGCCGAGCCUGACAGACUUUUCUCUGCAUGAUAAACAGGCCAGUUUGGAUUGAACCAAACAGGUUUUAAAUGCAUUUGUCAUGAUCUUCUUCUGCAUUACAGAUAAUAGUCAUUUCCAAUGGUUUAAGCAUAUU